AUGUCGAGCAAGUCCCCCUCCACCCGGGCCAAGAAGUCAUCCAUCGUGAUUCAGGCGAUCCUUGAGCCCUUCCGCAAGCUCAAGGCCAAGCUCCGAAAGACCAAAGGCGAGAAGGCUUGCGAGGGGGUUGUCGUCGAUAGGCCUGCAUCUCCUGUCGAGGCCUCCCAACAUGCCACCGAGACCGCCGUGAUCAUCCACCCAACGGUCUCGAAUGCCUCCAAGAGCGUCAGAAGCCCCGCUCAAAUCGAUAUCAACAACAUUGUCAUCACUGAUUUGGUGACCAGUUCCUACGCCACCUCCGGUGCAAAAGUCCACCACUCACUUUCAUCGCUUUUGAUGUCUGGGCCUAUUGCUGUCAUCGCAAAGCCCGCUGCGGUCUACGAGAAGGCCAAAUUGCAGCACACCAUUCGCGAGCUUCUCAUGCUGUGCAGCAAGAAGGAUGUCGAACACGCCGACGCCAUCGAAACCAUCAACAACGAGCGUGUGGCUGAGCUUGAACGUCUCAACGACGAGCAUGAGUCGGUAGUCGAGAAACUUCGCGAAGACUACGAUGCUAUUGAAGAGGACUAUGAGACCCUCAAUAAUGGCGCUCUCGCGCUUCAAGAACAAAUUCAGGCCGCGAACGAGGAAAUCGAGGUAUUUAAGGGCACAGCAGAGGUCUCGCGCCAGAAGAUGAAGUCGAUGGAAGGCUUCAUCCGUGUUGGAUAUCAGUGCCUAGUCGAUGAGCAAUCCAGAUGCUCUGAAUUGCGUCAAGAAAACCAGAGCAUUGAACAGAAGCUGAUGGACUGGCAUGUGGAAGCCAGGAAAUGGCACCGUGUCGCCGAGGAGCAGUUCAACGCCGCGGAGCAAAAUCGCCUAGCCAAAAAUGCUGCUGACGCUGAGAUGCUUGAGUUCAAGAACAAGAGCAUUUUCUUGGCAGAUGAUCUCGAGCAGAAGAUGCAGGAGAUCAGAUCGCACGAACGUCGCAACGAGACGUUUGUGACUGAGUUUCAGCUGUACCAGGAAGACCACGAGCUCGAGCUCAAUCAGCGCGACGAGGAGAUCGCUGCUCUGAAGGCAGAGCUUGAGUCUCUAAAGGAGACCAUUGAUGAGAAGGACACGAAGAUCUCUUCUCAAGAGGCUGAGCUUGCAGCUCAGAUUGAACGUGUUGAAGCCAAAGACGAGAAGAUCGCGUCUUUGGAGGGCGAGCUGGCGAUGGCACGCACUGCCGCGCUCUCUACCAUUUUCCACAACCGCCAGGUCUCCAACUCAUCCCAGGAGUCUAAGGCUUCCUCGACUAGCCUCUGGUCUGAACCAAUGAAGAGCUACGAGCUCGCAUCUGCACCCGAUUCAGAGCAUGGCGAGUCCAACAAGGACUCUACCGAAGAGAUAUCCAACAACGCCAGCCCUGCCUCCUCCGCUUUCGAAAUCGACUCGAACAUCUUCGACAUCAACACGCCAGUUGAUAUCGCCAACCCUUUCAACGCCCCCGAGACCAGCCAGGAAGAGCCAGUGUCCUACACGGGCACCACUUUCAACCUACCAGCCCCGACUCCUCCCGCCUCUCCGCCCACCACCAUCUGCAACAGCGUGCGCUUGCCCACCUGCGAGAGCGUCAUGGCUCACUUCCACGGCCUCGCGCAGAACCACACCUACACACCCGAGGUGCCGUGGUCCGAGGCCGAGCAGAUCACGGUCACCGUAGGGGAUAAAUACUGCCUCAAGACGAGGGAUCUAGGCUCCAACGCCGUUGAGUGUCCCUUCACCUAA
This is a messenger RNA of Cyphellophora europaea CBS 101466, 1749 nucleotides long. RefSeq lists its product as uncharacterized. The coding region runs from base 1 to 1749 and encodes 582 amino acids. The record is from RefSeq and is a predicted model, not a curated record. The transcript has a single exon. NCBI's taxonomy places the organism in Eukaryota, Fungi, Ascomycota, Eurotiomycetes, Chaetothyriales, Cyphellophoraceae.